This is a messenger RNA of Linum tenue, 1710 nucleotides long. The record is from the annotation of a GenBank genome assembly. NCBI's taxonomy places the organism in Eukaryota, Viridiplantae, Streptophyta, Magnoliopsida, Malpighiales, Linaceae.
AUGGCACCAACAACAACAUCUCCUCUCAUCAUCACUCUCUUCCUCCUCUUCUCCAUCUCACUCAACUCCCACUGCUUCAAAAUCACGACUCAGCUCAUCCACCGCGACUCCUACUUCUCUCCCCUCUACAACGCCACCGCGACCACCUCCGAUCGGCCAGCAAGGAUCAUCGAAGCUACCCUCGCCCGCUACGGUCAACUGAUCUCAUCUUACGACGACGACAGGCCUCUGGCUGUCGACAUCGUGGCCCCAGGGAUAUGGGGGAUCAGGUUCAACAUAUUCUAUGUCAACUUCUCCAUCGGCGACCCGCCGGUGCCGCAGCUGGCCGUGAUGGACACCGGCAGUGACUUGUUGUGGGUGAAAUGCCCGCCGUGCAGUCCUUGUUCCACCAGCUCUGGAGCCACCUAUUUUUACUCCUUCAAUUCCAAGACUUACUCUCCGUUCCCUUGCACCGAUGAUUGCGAAAAAUGCACAGGGGGUUGGCCAUGGUCGCCAAAGCACUGCAAGUACAAAAUAGACUACGCGGGCGGCCACAGUUCCGAGGGAGUCUACGCCACCGAGCAACUGACCUUUCAGACCUCCAACAAUGGCUUCGUGACCACCAUCCCAAAAGCCUUAUUCGGCUGUUCUAGCAAGCAGAGCGGGCCGGAAGGUCUUGACCCGCACGUCAACGGAGUUCUAGGAUUGAUGGCCGGAGCCGGCGCUGACGAUUUCCCCGAUGGACAAUUCCCUUUGGUUACCCGAUUGGGCACCAGCUUCUCGUACUGCGUCGGCAGCCUGUCCGAUCGUUACUACCCUCACAACCACUUAUCCUUCGGCGACGCCGUCGACCUGAUCGGCGGAUCGACUCCCCUGUACCUAGAAGACGGCAGGUACUUUGUUCACCUCUCCGGCAUCAGCUUGGGUGGCAAGAUGUUGGACAUCAAGAAGGAAGUGUUCGCGAAGAUGGCGUUGAGGAAGAAGAUUGAGAUGGACAGUGGGUCGGAGCUGUUUCUCCUGUACACCGAAGCAUUCGAGGUUUUGAAGGCAGAGAUCGAGAGGCUGGCUUUCUGGGAGCUGAUGACACCGUUCUUAUCUCCGCCGAGCCCUUUGGAGCUCUGUUACAAAGGGACGGUGGAGAAAGAGGCUCGAGGGUUUCCGACGAUGGGGAUUCGGUUCGUCGGUGGGGUGGAGUUGGUUGUGGAUCGGUUUGGGGUGUUCUUGCAGGUUAAGGAUGAUGUUUUCUGCUUGGCUAUUGUUAGGUCAAAGGGUGUGAGUGUUAUUGGGAUGAUGGUUCAACAGGGUUACAAUGUUGGGUAUGAUCUGAAAGCAAUGACUAAAGAUAUCCAACAGAACAAUCUUACAAAUCAAAACCAAAAUAAAUCCCCUUCCACUCAUAAUUUCCCUCUUCCUCUUCUUCUCCAUCUCUCCCCCUCCCACUGCUUCAAAAUCACGACUCAACUCAUCCACCGCGACUCCUACUUCUCUCCCCUCUACAACGCCACCGCCGAUCGUGCUAGAAGGAUCAUCGAAGCUACCCUCGCCCGCUAUGGUCACCUGAUCUCAUCGAACGACGACACGCCGAUGGGUGUCGACAUCGAGGCCAGUGGGACCUGGGGGAUCAAGUACAACAUAUUCUAUGUCAACUUCUCCAUCGGCGACCCGCCGGUGCCGCAGCUGGCCCUGAUGGACACCGGCAGCGACUUAUUGUGGGUGAAAUGCCCGCCGUGA